This is a messenger RNA of Stylophora pistillata, 825 nucleotides long. Its product is annotated as SOSS complex subunit C homolog. Gene Ontology annotation, biological process: DNA repair. The record is from RefSeq and is a predicted model, not a curated record. NCBI's taxonomy places the organism in Eukaryota, Metazoa, Cnidaria, Anthozoa, Scleractinia, Pocilloporidae. Gene Ontology annotation, cellular component: SOSS complex; nucleus; nucleoplasm.
UAAGUACCCAAGUUGCCUUUCAUUAUUUGGCGAAUCGAUAAAUAAUUAUUGAUUUUUGCAAAGGCAGUUAUUCAGGAAAAUAGACGUCAAAAUUAAGAAUUGUUAGAUUAAAGAAUCGAAGGAUUAAGUAUUAUUUUUAAGAAAAGCUUCAGAUUCUAAGAAAAAAAAUUACAUCUUUAUUAGAUUCACUUGUUUCGUGUGAAAGUAAAUCUCGCUUCGAUCUUUCGCGUUCCGUAAUGGCAGAAUCACAAAAUCGGCAGAUUCUUCAGGAUCUUCAGCAAAAAAGACAGAUGCUUUUGAAUCAAGGGCAAGGUGGAAUGGGGACAAAUCUGCCCACAAACCGCUCAAUAGGACCAGAUGCUUCUACCGUUCCAGUUGUAAAACUGCAUGACACCCCAGUCAUCCGAAACCCAGCUGACAUGUCAUUGGGUCAGCGACAGGCUCUUGAGCAUGCAAAUUCAACGUCAUCUGGAUAUUUCAUAUCUCAAGACUCCGCCCAUGGGAACCUCAUCUUGCCUGUUCUACCAAGAUUUGAGAGUGACCAGUAAUGAGAACAUAAAACUAGAGCAAAAUACUUUGGACUCAGUUCAUAUUUAGUCUUCCAUGACUAACUGUCAAAAUGAAAAAUAGACACCAUGGUCUUUGUUGAAAAAUAGUCAGCAUAGUAAAAUUAUAUUUUUUAUUCCUGCAACACUCUCCCUGCAUUUGUGAUCCCAUUUUAAUCCCAACUGUUCCUUUCUUCAUACCCUUUCACCCUAACAUCAGUAUGCAAGUUCUCCAUAUUGUUUCCCAAAAAGGAGAAUUUGUGUGACAAUCAAGAGCUCC